AUGUCCUCACCAUGCCACAUCGAAGUCAUUCUCACUGAAAAGGAGGAUGUUGUUGCCAAGCCUACCGAUGAUAUCCCAAGAACAAAGAAAGAGUCGAAGAGAAAGCAGAGACGUCAGUUGGCUCGUGGAAUUGUUGUUGUUGUUCAUAGGAUGUUGCAAUGUGGAAGGGUUUUAUUAUCACUGGGAACAAGGUCGGCAGGUACGGCAAUUGUAGCAACCGCCGCAGAAAAUGCUGUUGUCCAGACGAGUGGCAAACUUGCACGAAGUUCUAAAGAACAAAGUAGGGAAUGCGAAUUGGCGGCUGCAUUUUACAGAGAGGGAAAACGAAGCGGUCUCAGGAAGCUGAUGAAGAUCGUGACCAAACAAAAGGAGGUAACUGAGGCCACUAGUAGAGCGGCUGCUUUUGCUGCUGCAUUGGCUCUGAAGCUUGAGAAACCGUCGGAAGCGCAUGAUAUGUUGUCACAUGCCACAAUGACGCCUGCCGUCAUUCGACGAAGUUUACUCGUCAUCAUUCUAGCAGCUGAAGGCCGCCUUGACGAAGCUAUAGAUGAAGUCGAGAAAUGUCUCCAGGAGGAAGGACGUGAUUUUUAA
Molecule: messenger RNA, 591 nt
Organism: Cooperia oncophora
Lineage: Eukaryota; Metazoa; Nematoda; Chromadorea; Rhabditida; Trichostrongylidae
Source: the annotation of a GenBank genome assembly